CACAGAGGAGGAUGUGCUCUCUCUCUUCCUUUGCUGUUUUCUGCAUGGAUGUGUUUGCAGUGUAGAAACAUCCAAUCUCCUUCCACCUUUUCGAGAUGUCUACCAUUCCGGCUGAGGAGAGUGACCAGCUGCUGAUACGACCGCUUGGAGCUGGACAAGAAGUAGGAAGAUCAUGUAUUAUUUUAGAGUUCAAAGGAAGAAAAAUUAUGCUGGACUGUGGGAUUCACCCUGGCCUGGAAGGAAUGGAUGCACUUCCUUACAUUGAUUUAAUUGAUCCAGCUGAAAUUGAUCUCCUCCUCAUUAGCCAUUUCCAUUUGGAUCACUGUGGAGCGUUGCCCUGGUUUUUACAGAAGACAAGUUUCAAAGGAAGAACUUUUAUGACUCAUGCCACAAAAGCUAUUUAUAGAUGGCUUCUUUCAGAUUAUGUCAAAGUUAGUAACAUAUCAGCAGAUGACAUGCUCUAUACGGAAACAGAUUUGGAAGAGAGUAUGGACAAAAUUGAAACCAUCAACUUUCAUGAAGUUAAGGAAGUUGCAGGAAUCAAGUUUUGGUGUUACCACGCAGGCCAUGUUCUUGGAGCUGCCAUGUUCAUGAUUGAGAUCGCGGGCGUGAAGCUUUUGUACACAGGUGAUUUCUCAAGACAAGAAGAUAGACACUUAAUGGCAGCAGAAAUUCCUAAUAUUAAACCUGAUAUACUUAUCAUUGAAUCUACUUAUGGGACCCAUAUCCACGAGAAGCGUGAAGAGCGAGAAGCGAGAUUCUGCAACACUGUUCAUGACAUUGUGAACAGGGGGGGCAGAGGGCUGAUUCCUGUCUUCGCCCUUGGAAGGGCUCAGGAGCUGCUUCUGAUUUUAGAUGAGUACUGGCAGAAUCACCCAGAACUCCAUGAUAUUCCAAUAUACUAUGCAUCGUCUUUGGCCAAGAAGUGUAUGGCAGUUUACCAGACCUACGUCAAUGCCAUGAAUGACAAAAUUCGCAAACAGAUCAACAUUAAUAACCCCUUUGUUUUCAAACAUAUUAGUAACCUCAAGAGUAUGGACCAUUUUGACGACAUUGGGCCCAGUGUGGUGAUGGCCUCCCCGGCAUUGAUGCAGAGUGGCUUGUCCAGAGAGCUCUUUGAGAGCUGGUGCACUGAUAAGAGAAAUGGUGUCAUCAUCGCAGGGUACUGUGUCGAAGGGUACCCUUGCCAAGGGUCACAUAUCAUGUCUGAACCUGAAGAAAUCACGACCAUGUCUGGACAGAAGUUACCAUUGAAAAUGUCGGUUGAUUACAUCUCUUUCUCUGCUCACACAGACUACCAGCAAACCAGUGAAUUUAUUCGAGCUUUGAAACCUCCUCAUGUGAUAUUAGUGCAUGGGGAGCAGAAUGAAAUGGCCAGGUUGAAAGCAGCCCUGAUUCGAGAGUACGAAGAUAACGAUGAAGUUCACAUAGAGGUCCAUAAUCCUCGAAACACAGAAGCAGUCACCUUGAACUUCAGAGGAGAAAAACUAGCCAAGGUCAUGGGCUUUUUAGCAGACAAAAAGCCUGAACAGGGCCAGCGAGUCUCAGGAAUACUUGUUAAGAGAAAUUUUAAUUAUCAUAUACUUUCUCCUUGUGACCUCUCUAAUUAUACCGACUUGGCCAUGAGCACUGUCAAACAGACCCAAGCCAUCCCAUAUACGGGUCCUUUUAAUUUGCUCUUUUACCAGCUACAGAAACUGACAGGUGAUGUAGAAGAAUUAGAAAUUCAAGAAAAACCUGCUUUGAAAGUGUUUAAGAAUAUUACUGUAAUACAGGAACCAGGAAUGGUGGUGCUAGAGUGGCUGGCAAACCCUUCCAAUGACAUGUAUGCAGAUACUGUGACAACUGUGAUUUUAGAAGUUCAGUCAAACCCGAAAGUACGGAAAGGUGCAGUACAACAGAAGUUCUCUAAAAAAUUAGAAAUGCACGUUUAUAGCAAAAGGUUGGAGAUCAUGCUUCAGGACAUAUUUGGAGAAGAUUGUGUGAGUGUAAAAGAUGGUACUAUUCUUGGUGUCACUGUAGAUGGAAAAACUGCUAAUAUAAACUUGGAGACUCGGACCGUCGAAUGUGAGGAAGGGAGCGAAGAUGAUGAAUCCCUCCGAGAAAUGGUGGAACUGGCUGCACAGAGACUGUACGAUGCCCUGACGCCCGCCUACUGAUAAUUUAGUUUGUACAUGUGAACGCUUCCUUUUUCUAAGACUGGACUCAACUUCUGUUACUUAAAAUAAAUUAGUUUCUCUGGGGUA
Suncus etruscus (white-toothed pygmy shrew) is the source of this 2246-nucleotide messenger RNA. RefSeq names its product cleavage and polyadenylation specific factor 3 (gene CPSF3). Gene Ontology annotation, biological process: mRNA 3'-end processing by stem-loop binding and cleavage. The record is from RefSeq and is a predicted model, not a curated record. Gene Ontology annotation, cellular component: mRNA cleavage and polyadenylation specificity factor complex. Lineage: Eukaryota; Metazoa; Chordata; Mammalia; Eulipotyphla; Soricidae. Gene Ontology annotation, molecular function: 5'-3' exonuclease activity; RNA endonuclease activity; RNA binding.